Messenger RNA from Mesoplodon densirostris (Blainville's beaked whale), 1704 nucleotides. RefSeq names its product regulator of G protein signaling 14 (gene RGS14). The record is from RefSeq and is a predicted model, not a curated record. The coding region runs from base 1 to 1704 and encodes 567 amino acids. NCBI's taxonomy places the organism in Eukaryota, Metazoa, Chordata, Mammalia, Artiodactyla, Ziphiidae. The transcript has 15 exons. Gene Ontology annotation, biological process: regulation of G protein-coupled receptor signaling pathway; signal transduction. Gene Ontology annotation, molecular function: microtubule binding; G-protein alpha-subunit binding; GTPase activator activity.
AUGCCAGGGAAGCCCAAGCACCUGGGCGUCCCCAACGGACGCAUGGUUCUGGCUGUCUCAGAUGGAGAGCUGAGCAGCACGGCGGGGCCCCAGGGCCAGGGCGAGGGCCGAGGCAGCUCCCUCAGCAUCCACAGCCUUCCCAGUGGCCCCAGCAGCCCCUUCCCCACCGAGGAGCAGCCUGUGGCCAGCUGGGGCCUGUCCUUCGAGCGGCUGCUGCAGGACCCGCUGGGCCUGGCUUACUUCACUGAGUUCCUGAAGAAGGAGUUCAGUGCUGAGAACGUGACUUUCUGGAAGGCCUGCGAGCGCUUCCAGCAGAUCCCGGCCAGCGACACCCAGCAGUUAGCUCAGGAGGCCCGGAACAUCUACCAGGAGUUCCUGUCCAGCCAGGCACUGAGCCCUGUGAACAUCGACAGGCAGGCCUGGCUCGGCGAGGAGGUGCUGGCGGAGCCCCGACCAGACAUGUUCCGGGCACAGCAGCUUCAGAUCUUCAACUUGAUGAAGUUCGACAGCUAUGCACGCUUCGUCAAAUCCCCGCUGUACCGCGAGUGCCUCCUUGCGGAGGCCGAGGGUCGCCCCCUGCGGGAACCUGGCUCCUCGCGCCUCGGCAGCCCUGACGCCACGAGAAAGAAGCCGAAGCUGAAGCCCGGAAAGUCGCUGCCGCUGGGCGUGGAGGAGUUGGGGCAGCUGCCUCCUGCUGAGGGCCCUGGGGGCCGCCCGCUCCGCAUGUCCUUCCGCAGGGAACUAGGGGGCGGCGCGUCAAACUCAGCCUUGCGCAGAGAGUCCCAGGGGUCCCUCAACUCCUCUGCCAGUCUGGACCUCGGCUUUCUUGCCUUUGUCAGCAGCAAAUCUGAGAGCCACCGGAAGAGCCUCGGGAGCUCAGAAGGUGAGAGUGAAAGCCGACCAGGGAAGUAUUGCUGCGUGUACCUGCCUGAUGGCACAGCCUCCUUGGCCCUGGCCCGACCUGGCCUCACCAUCCGUGACAUGCUGGCAGGCAUCUGUGAGAAACGAGGCCUCUCUCUACCUGACAUCAAGGUCUACCUGGUGGGCAAUGAGCAGGCCCUGGUCCUGGAUCAGGACUGCACCGUGCUGGCGGACCAGGAAGUGCGUCUGGAGAACAGAAUCACUUUCGAGCUCGAGUUGGCGGCGCUGGAGCGCGUGGUGCGGAUCUCCGCCAAGCCCACCAAGCGGCUGCAGGAGGCGCUGCAGCCCAUCCUGGCGAAGCACGGCCUGAACCCUCAACAGGUGGCGCUGCGUCGGCCAGGCGAGAAGCAGCCGCUGGAUCUGAGGAAGCUAGUGAGUUCGGUGGCGGCCGAGAGAUUGGUUUUGGACACUCUCCCAGGUGUGAAGAUCACUGAAGCUGGCGACAUAACCCCCUGCCUCAGCCAGGGCGGCCCGCCUACAAUCCAGGACAAGGCCGCCCACCUCCCUCCACUGCCCCUGAACUCGCUGGCCCAGGCACCCAGUAGUAUCACUGGAAAGCGGCAGACCUGUGACAUUGAAGGCCUGGUGGAGCUGCUGAACCGGGUGCAGAGCAGUGGAGCCCAUGACCAGAGGGGCCUUCUGCGCAAAGAGGACCUGGUGCUUCCAGAAUUUCUGCAGCUGCCUGCCCAAGGACCCAACUCCCAGGAGGCCCCACCACAGACUGAAUCAGCGGCCCAGCCCAAGGGGAGCCCCUCAGACUCCACUGCGCACUCGGCCCUCUGA